Thunnus maccoyii (southern bluefin tuna) is the source of this 2774-nucleotide messenger RNA. RefSeq names its product secretogranin II b (gene scg2b). The record is from RefSeq and is a predicted model, not a curated record. The coding region runs from base 157 to 1962 and encodes 601 amino acids. The transcript is spliced from 2 exons. Gene Ontology annotation, cellular component: secretory granule. NCBI's taxonomy places the organism in Eukaryota, Metazoa, Chordata, Actinopteri, Scombriformes, Scombridae.
CUAUUGCGUGUGUUGUGUGAUGACGCGGUGGUCAGGUGUUGCCUCAUAUAACGAGGGGGAGCUGUCCAAGUGCUGAAAACAGAAGAGAACAGAGGAGAUGCCAUACACCUUCACUGCUGUCUGAGCUUUGUUGCCAAAGGUAAUACAUUGCCUAUAAUGCUGCAUUUCCACCACAAGUUGCCCGCGGGGGGAGCCGUGGUCCUGCUCGCCUUCCUCCUCCAUGGAUGCGCUGUGCAGGCUGCGUCUCUCCCCCGCCACUACAGGCUCCGAGGCGGGGAUAGUGAGGGGCAGCCGGCUGCCUACCCACCCAGCUCCGACAUGAUCAAAGCCCUGGAGUACAUUGAAAACCUGAAGCAGCGGAACGGGGGCCGGCCUGAACCCGUGGAUUACGACGAAGUGGACAAGUUCAGGGUCCUGCUUCAGCUCGCCUCGCAGCAGGACGAGGGUCCCGGGGACCGUCAGCCUUCCCCCGGCAUACAGAGGCAGGACAUUACCGCUGAGCAGCUGAUGAAAGCCCUGCUAAAGUCUCUCCAGGAUCAGGCCGGGAAAGACGCGAAAGUCAUCCCCGCAUCGGCGCCCAGGAACGACCGCCGCACGCACAGGCACCGCACCAAAGACACUGAAAUCCCCGAGAGCGCCGCACCGGUAGACUACGGUAAUUUCCCCAGACCCCACAAGAAAUACCCGUUGAUGUUUGAGGAUGAGGAGAAUACGGACGCUUCCAAACGGGCCACAGAGGACCUGGACGAGCAGUAUACACCCCAGAGCCUUGCCAAUUUACGCUCCAUCUUUGAAGAGCUUGGGAGGAUGCCCACCGCCACCGGCCAGAAGAGAGGCGUGUUCGGGGACGACGAUGACGAGGAUGAGGACGCCUUUAGCCUAAGAAACCCGGCCUACGAGGAUGUGGCCGGAGGAGAGGAGUGGGUCCCCGUGGAGGAGAGAGAGGAGACGGAGGAGAUGGUCAACGGGAGCCAUGAGGAAAUGGACAGGGCGCUCGGUGAGCAGGAGGAAGCUGAGAGGGAGGAAAUGCAACGCCGGGCGAACCAGAACCAAGAAGACGCUGAUGAUGACACUAAACUGGUAGAUUACUACCUGUUGAAGGUCCUCGAGAUGAGCGACCAGACGCAGAAGAGGGACAAGACCGGAGAGCAAAGAAAGAGACUGAUCCGCCCCUCCAUUGUGGAUCCUCGGACAGUGAAGGAGUUGCUGGAGCUCUCCCUGAAGCUCCACGUCCCACCACAGGACCUUAUCGAUAUGCUGCUCACAGAGGAGCUCAGAAAGCUCCACCGCAACCCCCAAGGCUCUGCUCGCUACACGACCGGCCAGACACCCAAGAUCAGGUACUUCAGCCGCAGACUGCCGCUGAAGAGCAAGCCCGCCCCCGAGGAUAUGGACAGAGAGGACUUUCUGGACAUCAUCGGCGUGGAGACUAUCAGUAACGAGUACCCGGUGAUGCAGAGACCCCUGAAGACUUCUCCUUCCUCGGACAGGAUCCCAGUGGCGUCCAACCCUGCCGCAAAUUCAGGACCAGUUAAAAUCCCCCCUCCCUCCGGGCGCAGGGAGAACCUCUUUUUAUCCGAGCUCAACAAGAUGCCCCUGAAACGCCAGGCUGACGGCGGGGAUGACGAGGAUGACGACGGCGACGUGGAAGACGAGGUGACGACCUACCUGGCGGCCAAAAUCCUCACAGAGUACCCCAACACCAUCACCAAGAGGGACACCCAGGCGCAGCUGAAGGGACAGUUCCCAUACGAGCUGUACGAGCGAGCCAUGAAGGACUACUUGGGGCAAGCGGACACUGACAAAAGGCCAGUAGCCAAGAGGGAAACCGAAGUGGCCACAGAGAAAGUAAAUCCCACAGAGAUGCAAGGGAAAGAGGAGAUCACGGCCAAGACCUCAGCUCCACAGACCGUGAUUGAGGAAGAGGAGGGGCACCGUGAAAACACAGUGGCAGGGAUGUAGGCUGACCCCACCUGCAAGACGCACGAAAUUAUGAAUAUAGUAUUUAUACUGUCUCAAAAAUAAUGUUUGGUGGAUGUGAUCUAGUUUACAAAUUUCUAUUAUAUGAACUAUAGCUGGUAAUAUCACCCUAACGAAAAAGAAUUAUAGCAACCUUACAGGUCCAAUACAUUUUUAGGAAAAUAGUCCCUACUUGCUGCAAGAACAUCAUAGAAAUAUUAUGAGAUUAAAGGUGCAAUCCGUGUGAGACCAAAAGGGUAGGAAUAUUCUAAACAUAGGAUUUGAACCUGCUAUCACUCCUAAAUUGCCAAUGAAUAUAUUGACUAAUGUCAAAUGACACUGAAAUCCAAUUUAAUAAAGUUUUGUGAUGUUGUUAAAAGUUUGUUUACAUUGAUUGUGUUUGUAGACACGGCAAGAAACAGGCCUAUAUUUUCAAUUAUGAUCAAAUGAGUAAUGGUAAAAAUGCUUAUUUUUCAUCACUGUAAAAUUCUUCAUAUGUGAAUAUACCUAUAAAUGACAAUGUAUGCUGACUGGGCCUUUAAAAACACAAGCUACAGUGAUUGGUUACCAUCAAGAUAUACUGACAGUAUAAGAAUAUUAUAGGGAUAUUUUGUUAGGGCAGUGUGCUGGCCUGAGAACGAGUGUUGUUGUGACUCGUGAUAUAUUCAGGGUUAGUGGAUUUAUUGUUAUUAUUAUGGAUACUUAUUUCCAAGUCUAAAUAUCAGACCGUCGCCUGCCUUCCAACCCUUUCAUACUGCGAAGCUCUGUAUUGUUGGCCUACCAGUGGUUGUGCUAUGUAUGCUCAUUUUUAAACC